Lactuca saligna is the source of this 318-nucleotide messenger RNA. The record is from the annotation of a GenBank genome assembly. NCBI's taxonomy places the organism in Eukaryota, Viridiplantae, Streptophyta, Magnoliopsida, Asterales, Asteraceae.
AUGGCACGGAACGACCAUGAUGUGGCUCAUGGAAAGAUAGUGAUUGACGUUAUGACAGACUUUGAAGAAGACAAUGGGGAUGAAGAUAAAGUUGAAGAUGAAGAGGAAUCCAAUCAUUCCUUUGUAAACUUUGAUAAUACUGAAGUUGAAGAUGAAGAUUCUAAUACUGUCUCCUAUGAUAGCAAGACUGAUACUGACAUGGUUGAAACUUUAGCUCAGGGUCUGUCCAACAUCUCCUUCUCCAUAAGCUACAGUUACCUUGCCGCUAUCAACUCCCCUUCAAGAUGCCUCUACCCUUCAGGGGGAGUCCAAUUCUAA